Molecule: messenger RNA, 654 nt
Organism: Gilbertella persicaria
Lineage: Eukaryota; Fungi; Mucoromycota; Mucoromycetes; Mucorales; Choanephoraceae
Exons: 1
Source: RefSeq, a predicted model, not a curated record
AUGGUGCUAUUGAUUACUAUCGUUGUUCUUGGAGAAGUACUCGGCUUAAGGCCACCUGGAACAAGCGCUCAAUCCAACUGUCAAUUUCCUUUUGGAAAUUAUGUAGUGAUGGGUAUGGUCAGCUUCUUUUUCUUGAUCCUUGUUCCCUUCAUUGUUUGGCAUGUACGUAAUGAUGAUGAUGCACAUGGUAUUCGGCAAGAAAUUCGAAUAACAUUGUCAGUGGGUGUACCAUGUUUCAUUUGCUUCAUUGUCUGGCAAGUACUGUUUGCACUGCCAACAUUUGCCAAGCCUAUCAAUCCUCGAGGCUAUUUUGGUCCUGGUAAUUGGAUUGUGCUCAUGACUACUUCCAACCAUAUCAUGUCAGUCAUCUACCCUUUGUUCAAGACACUUUCAGUGACGAAGAAACCCCACAGAAAAAGCAGAGAUUUAUACAACAUGGUCACAAGACACUCAUUGUCGACGGGAUUUGAACAAGCACGGGCAAAUCAAGCUACAGAAAAUCAAACGCAAGAAUGGGAACAACAGUUAGAUUUGACCACGGAAUCACUUAACUAUGCACUCCAUACACCUACGUUACUCAAAGUAUUACAAUCUUGGGCUGUAAAGGAUUUCACAAUAGAAAACAUCUUGUUCUAUGAUCGAUACUUGUGCCUA